Molecule: messenger RNA, 2316 nt
Organism: Lytechinus variegatus (green sea urchin)
Lineage: Eukaryota; Metazoa; Echinodermata; Echinoidea; Temnopleuroida; Toxopneustidae
Product: dynein light chain LC6, flagellar outer arm
Exons: 1
Coding region: 1-270 (89 amino acids)
Biological process (GO): microtubule-based process; cilium assembly
Cellular component (GO): cytoplasmic dynein complex
Molecular function (GO): dynein light intermediate chain binding; dynein intermediate chain binding
Source: RefSeq, a predicted model, not a curated record
AUGUCUGAACGAAAAGCCGUGAUCAAGAAUGCUGAUAUGCCUGAGGACAUGCAACAGGACGCAGUGGACUGCGCUACCCAAGCUCUCGAGAAGUUCAACAUCGAGAAGGACAUCGCAGCCUACAUCAAGAAGGAGUUCGACAAGAAAUACAACCCAACCUGGCAUUGCAUUGUGGGUCGCAACUUUGGCAGCUACGUCACGCACGAGACAAAGCAUUUCAUCUACUUCUAUCUGGGACAAGUCGCUGUGCUUCUUUUCAAAUCUGGAUGAUGGAAAGUUACAAUGAAGAAAUUUUGAUGUUUUAAACGUUAAAUCAUCUUUCGUGAUGACGUAAAGAAUGAAUGAAAAUAGCGUUCUUAGAAGUUACUUGUUUUAUUCGUGAGUUGAGUUUUAAGGUAAUCUUUUGUUUGUUUUUGAUGUGAGAUAACUUAUGUGGAUCUCUAGAGCAGAAUAUGAUGAAGAUUUGAUAAAAAACAUCUCACUUGACCGCUCAAUAUGGAAUGUUUAUAUCUCUAUUUCAAAGUGAUGCAGUAUGUUUUGAUUAAUCAUUUGCACGUUGCAUAUUAAUUUGUAUAUGAACCAAUAUUCAGCCUAUAUCCAACUAAAUUAAGUUUCUUGUGUUUUUGACACACAAAUAAAUUACGCAUGAUUCUACAUCCCAUAUUUUCUUUCAUUCACAUCAUCUUAUUUCAGGCCCCCCCCCCAAAAAAAAAUGGCUGAUAUGCGCUCGUUAUCCCGAAGAUUCCUUAUUCCGAACAUUCCAAAUUGUUUAACAAGCUGUUUGUUAAUCUGGAAAAAAAAACAGUUUGUUAAUCCGAACAUGUGGGUUCGAAUAUUAAGCCUUUGGAAUAUCGAGCUGUAACACUUUUUAAAACUGUAAAUUGCAAUAGUCUAUAAAGCAAGUAAUGUUACCGGUCGACUUUCAUAUUAAUUUGAAGUCGAAAUAUCAUUCAUUGAGUGAAAAUAAUCAUAAUAUUUAAUUCGAUUGCAAUCAAAUCAGUUAUCAUUAAAUCUGUAUGCAUCUAAAAAAAAAUGAAGUUUGGAAACUAUGUAUUUUGUUGAAAAGUUACGUUAAUAUGAUUUCGGGAAAUUUCACUUUUAGAUUCUAUUUGUCGAUUACUGCUGGUUCAUAUAUUGAUAACGAUGAUGAUGAUUACCUAUGAAAGUUUUUGUUUCCAUUAUAUAAAAUGUAGGAAUUUAAAGAUUCCAAAUACCACUUUUGUCAUGUUUGCGGCUGGAAAUAUCGGAAUUUGUGCAUGUUCAUUUGAUCAUUUCACACUCGUGUGACACCUUCAUAGUGGCAAGAACUCCCUGAUGGUCUGAUAUAGAUCGUCGCAAUGAAAGUAAAUUGAUACUCACAAAGGUCGAAUAUAUACUUCUAGGAGUUUUAUGAAGCCAAAAUGUUAUGCCUACAUCCUAAGUUGAUGGCAGUGCAUGAAUACGAUUCAUUUGGAAAUCUAGAAAUCUUCGCAGGUUUAGUUGAUCAUUUCACAAACAUACAUGUGCGUAUGUCUACGGAAGUUUUACCAUUAAUGAUACUUGGUUUUGAGCAAGAUAAAUACAUCGAUAUUCAUAAAUGCCGAAUGUGGUUACUAUCAGAUAGUACUAUCUGAUAGUAGCUCAAUACUGCCCGCCUGCUAGUCACAAACACUAUUUAUAAUUACGUCUCUCAUCAAUAUUAAUAUCAUUAAAUGAAAUAAUCGCUAUUCCUUAUCGAAGAAGAGUGUCGCUAGUCGUAGUACAGAACACGGUUUGUUAAUCAUAAGGGUUUAUAUCAUAGCGACCCCUUGUCUAAAAUUUUGAUUAUUGAAUUCUGUGAAUAAUAAACAUUUUGAUUUCAUAAAUAGUGAUGCCCUUUCUGUUUUAUGACGUAUGGGGACCUUUUUUGAAUAGUGGUCCUUGAAACACAAGUCAUUAUGACUAGCGGCUCUUAUGAAAAUCAGUCAUUUUGAUCAGCGGAACUGUCCCUAUAAAAUGUAUUUGAUGUGCAUCAAAAAGGAGAGCUAAAAUGCAUCAUAGAGGCUUUACAAAAGCAAGGUCCGUGAAUCGACUGAUAAGCGUUUCGUAAAAAGGAAUCGUCAGGUGUGUUUAAUCCGUCAGUUACCGUAUAUACAUGUUGUAGCAUUGCUUCUCAGCCAGUCUGUUGAUGAACGAUCCCCAGAUUAUAUUGGCCCACCGUAAACCUCUAAAUCAUGGCGAUAUCAACAUUCACAUUAUCAAUACCACGGGCGGAUCCGGGAUUUUCAGAAGGGGAGGGGUCACGUUUUCCUGAGGAAAAAAUUAACAAGAAAAACAAAAGGGGGUUAAAAAAUUAUG